AUGGCUGCUCAUCUCAUCGUUCUUCUUCUUUUCAGUGUGCUCAAAGGAGUUCACAGCAUAACCACAGUCAGUAAAGUAUCAGUGGAAGCUGGAAAAUCUAUCUCCAUCCCAUGUCUCUAUGAGUCACAAUAUAUAGACCAUGUGAAGUACUUGUGUGAAGGACAUAUAUGGAGCUCCUGCAGCUAUGCAGUAAAAACAAACAAACCAGACCCUUCAGGAAAAUAUUCAAUCUCUGAUGACAAAAAAGGACAAAUUUUUACUGUGACUAUAAAAAAUCUGACAAAUCAAAAUACUGAUUACUGGUGUGUGGUGGAGAUUAAUAAUGGACCGGACUGCGGACAGUAUUUUCAACUAUCAGUUACCAGUGAUACCCCCAGUCUCUACGUGGAUCAUCAGAAGAUUACAGGAUAUAUUGGAGAAAACAUAACUAUUAGAUGUCACCCGAAUAACUCUGGAGAAAUGAAGUGGUGCAGGCUGGGCAGGAACUGUGUGACAGGAUCAUCUGGAUCCAUAGAUGGAACAACAGUGACCACUCAUAUGAGAGACCCAGAUGUUUCCACAGUGACCAUGACUGGACUAAGGUCAGAGGACAGUGGCUGGUAUUGGUGUUCUGAAGGGGACAUUCAGAUACCAGUAUAUUUAAAUGUUACUGAGAAACCGAUUAAGAGAUGA
This is a messenger RNA of Pundamilia nyererei, 672 nucleotides long. The record is from RefSeq and is a predicted model, not a curated record. Lineage: Eukaryota; Metazoa; Chordata; Actinopteri; Cichliformes; Cichlidae.